This is a messenger RNA of Trichoplax adhaerens, 372 nucleotides long. RefSeq lists its product as uncharacterized. The transcript has 4 exons. NCBI's taxonomy places the organism in Eukaryota, Metazoa, Placozoa, Uniplacotomia, Trichoplacea, Trichoplacidae. The coding region runs from base 1 to 372 and encodes 123 amino acids. The record is from RefSeq and is a predicted model, not a curated record.
AUGCAGAGAUGUUUGAUGUUUUCAUUAGUUAUUGCCAUCUUCUACUUGCCUGCUAAUGACUUUGGCGUACCAGAAAAAUUUGUUAAUGCAAAAGGUACGUACAUCACAAAAUACUCGCGUCUAUCAUUUACUCUCUUAAUUUCCAUCAAGAACAGAUUUAUAGAAGAAACAAUUAUCGAAGAUUUAAAUCCAACAUUCAUUUUCUUAGCUAGAAUCGUUAUGCUACUGGUCAAUAGUAAAGAUCGUGCUUGCAUUAAAGCUUUCGAUGGUAAAGGCAUGUUUACUAAACAACAUGGCUCUGGUCGGAAGCAAUUUGAUGGACUCCUCCGUCACGAUUUUAAAAUACAACAGGCAAGUAAGACGAUUGGCUAG